AUGGUGCGAGUGGCUGCCUAUCUGCUUGGCCCUGGCACCAAGCCACCAUGCCAGUUUUCCUCCCUACUCAGAGCACCCCCUUCUUUCUCCAGGUUUGGCCCUCGCUUCCCUGCUCUUUCGGAUGCGUAUGACAGCCAGAUCCGCACUUUGGCCAUGGACACAGCCCGGCGCCUUGGCUACAGCUCUUUCGUCAAAGAGGGGGUGUACUGCAUGGUCGGGGGCCCCAGUUUCGAAUCGAUCGCAGAGGCCCGGCUCCUUCACGUGCUGGGGGCGGACGCUGUGGGGAUGAGCACGGCAGCAGAAGUCGUUGUGGCCAGGCACUGUGGCUUGCGGGUCUUUGGUAUCUCGCUGAUCACCAACAAGGUGACCAAGGACUAUAGCACGAAAGAGAACGUCGACCAUCACGAGGUGCUCGAAGUGAGCCGGAGAAGAGCUUCCACGCUCCAGGCGCUCAUCACAGCCCUGGUGGGCAGGCUGGACUCUUGCAGCAGUGGCAGUGGCCAGAAGGAUGGCGAGACCUAUCAGAAUGGAGUCUAAAAACGCCAGGCGUCAGCUGUGGACCCAGGAGUGUGCUGGCAGCAAGGGGAGAGCCGCCCGCUCCACAUCGUAUACUCCAAACAAAAUCUGGACUGAGAAUCCAAAACUUUGACCAAGCCUGUCUCAAUCAAAUCACCAGCCUCUGCCAAGCUAGUGCCCUCCAAAUGUUUUGGACGGCAGCUCCCAGGUCUGGCAGUCCAAAAUAUCUGGUGGGCACCAGGUUGGCAAAGGCACCUUGACACCAACCCUGCAGGUGUCUUAAUUCUUUAUUGUAAGCUGGCCUGUCCCUUGUUAGCCCCGCAAAGCCCACUGAGCCUGGGCAAGCCAGCGGUGGUACAUUGAUGAGAGUGUUGGACUAGGACCCGGGACAGACCCAGAUUCAAAUCCCCACUUGGCCAUGAAGCUCACUGGGUGACCUUGGGCCAGUCACUGCCGUUCAGCCCACCUUACCUCGCAGGGUUGUUUUUGCUGUGAGGAUAAAAUGGGGAGCAACGGCAAACAUAUACAUAAUAUUGAGCUCUUUGGAGAAAAGGUGGGAUAUAAAGGUAAUAAACAAACUGUCUCUAUCAA
Molecule: messenger RNA, 1107 nt
Organism: Podarcis muralis (Common wall lizard)
Lineage: Eukaryota; Metazoa; Chordata; Lepidosauria; Squamata; Lacertidae
Source: RefSeq, a predicted model, not a curated record